GAAAGAUAUACGCUCUUUUAAAUGUUUUAUUAAUGCUAACAAAAGUGUUCAAUUUAAUUGCUGUAAUUUACAUGAAUUACUUUAUCUAUUUAGUAAGCCAAGUUUUACUUCCCUUACGCAGUUAUUUUUGGCAGAUACAGUCGGUUGUAUUUAUGGACAGCCUUCAGAGUGCAUUUAAUGUUGUAUUAAUUCAAACUCGACGUACACACACACUAUUUACACACACAGAGACACAUUUAGACUAGAGCGAGAGCGAGCUCAAACGCAGUCAACUGGACGCAGUUGUGGUGGUGGACGCCAAGGACGCCUUAUGCAAUUUCAAAUUCAAGAGCACGCAAUUUGUGGUGCAAUGCUAACGACUUUGUCCGUACAUACAUAUGUGUGAACAUGCGGCGUAUGAGCAAUAUCACAUCCGCUUUGCCAGUGUCGAUGUUAAGCAUACGCACCAUGUGCCGCUCUCACCGAACGGGGUGAAAGUGCGCAGUGCACUGACUGCCUUGAACAACGAUAUUAGCACGGAGAACAGGAGAGAGAGAGACACGUUGGCCUCCAUUAGACAUUGCCGGCUUUCAAUUGCAGGCUGCAAUUAGCACAGUGAGAGGGCAUAGUGAGAGAGUGAGAGCGUCAUGCUCGCUCUCCGUUGCACUUGCUGUCGAUGUGUGAGUGCAUUCGCAUUCGCAUUCGCUUUGGCAAAUCGAGCUGGCGUUCUGCCUCAGUUGUCGUUGUGCAGCGCGUCGCGAGGUUUGUCUGUCGGUGAAGCAUUCGCAACAAAAUGCAACAACAACAAAAUUAAAAUUAACACUUUUAUUUUGCAAUUCGGUGCAAAAUCAAUCGCAGCAUAAGCACAAAAUAUUAUACAAUAAUUAAACAAAUAAUACAACAUACAUAAAUAUUUGCGCUCUGUGCCCAAUUCAAGAUAUCUGGCGCAAUGUCGCAAAAAUGCAGUCAGGGCACAAACUGAUUUAUUGUUUGGGGCCACCGCAACAGCAACUUCAAUCAAUCUUCAGUUGGCCAGCGAAGCGCAAUGGCCACAACGACUGCACAAAGGACAACAGCAGCAGGAGGACUGACCAAUGGCGCCAUCCUUCAGCCGCUGGCCGGCAUCAAUCCGUAUGAGGAGGACAUUGAACAUUUGCGACAACUGCUGAGUGUACGCAAUGUGGUGACCUUUGACAUUGGACGCAUCGCAUGCAGCGCGGGCAGCAGCAGCGGCGACAAUUACAUGUCCUUGGUGAAGCGAGUGACAAUUUACGAUGUGGCUGCUGCUGGCAGCGAGGCAGAUGGCGCCAACGAUGGCGAAAUGAUGUCUGGCGCAUUCCCUGGCAGCUGGUCGGUCAUCAUCAAGCGACAGAUUGCGAGUCUCUCGCGUCGACAGCUGUAUCGCUGCGAAGAGGCAUUCACCAAUGAGAUUCAGAUGUACCAGCAUGUGGUGCCGCUGCUCUGCCGCUACAGCCGUCAGCCCAUGUUUCCUCAGUGUCAUCUCGCCGACAAGAACGACGGAAGCUCCAGUGGCGAGGCCAUCAUUGUGUUGCAGGAUCUGAAGGCGCUGGGAUUUCGCAUGCAGAAUCGCCUGGCUGGACUGGAGCUACGACAAUGUUUAUUGGUCAUGAAGAAACUGGCGCAAUUGCAUGCAGCUUCGAUAGCUGCUCAGCAGCUGGAGGCGGCUCAAUUUGCCCAGAAGUGCGCACAGAUGAAGGAGAUUGUAUACUGUCCCGAGGCAGCGGACUUUUACUCGCGCAUCUUGGACACAUCAGUGCAACAGGCGCUGGACAGUCUGAAUGGCUCCAAUACGGAUGGGCAACUAUCGGUGGCCAUUCGCCUCAUUGAGCAACUGCAACCGACGCUCUUUGCCCAGCUGCAGCAUAGCAUCAAUGCGGCAGCAGCCACUCCAUUUAGUGUGAUCUGUCAUGGUGACUUAUGGCUCAACAAUUUGAUGUUUCGUGCACAAACCGAAGAGGUCAUCUUCUUUGAUCUGCAGGCCAUGAGACGCAGCUCACCGGUCUUCGAUAUACUGCAUUUCAUCUACACUAGCACACGCCGACAACUCCGUGACAUCCACACGGAUACCUUGCUGGCUGCCUAUGCAGAGGCGUUGCACAUGGAGCUUGCUCACCAGCUGCGCCAGACGCCGUCUGCCAAGCAACUGCCGGAAUUGUACGACGUCUUUUCGCUGCAGCGACUUAGCGAGGAGUAUGUGCGUCAUGUGCACUAUGGACUGGCCAUCUCCAUGUGGAUACUCCCGGCGGUGACGUUCGAUGCAAACAAUAUACCCGAUUUAGAUGAGAUCAGUGAACAGAAUCUAACAGGCAAGGAGAUUAACUGUACCCAGAAGUUGACGCCAGAGUAUCAUGUGCGCAUCAGGGAAUUGGCGCUGGAGUUCUACGAGCAUGGCUAUCUGGGAUAAAAUUAUGUAGUAUUUGUAUUUAUAUAACCAUAGCACAUAAGUUUGUUUGCUUGUUAAUAAAUUUAAGUAAUAACUGAUUCCGUUAGUUACCCUGUAAGCAGCACAACUUCAUUAAUUUCGCAUAGCUAUUGCAGCACUUGUGGCUUCCUUUAUUACCAAUAAUUCCUCACUAUUGUAACUUAAACAGAAUUUUGUUAUCAAAUGUUUAUGGUAUUUUGUUUCUUUUGUGGUGUUUGUUGGGUUGAUGGUAAUUAUACUAACAAAAAGCCGGAGUCUAAAAGAAAA
This is a messenger RNA of Drosophila nasuta, 2689 nucleotides long. RefSeq lists its product as uncharacterized. The transcript has 3 exons. NCBI's taxonomy places the organism in Eukaryota, Metazoa, Arthropoda, Insecta, Diptera, Drosophilidae. The record is from RefSeq and is a predicted model, not a curated record. Bases 1025 to 2404 code for a protein of 459 amino acids.